AUGAGCAGGGGAAGGGGAAUGAGAAGAAGAAGAGAGAAGAAAACGAAGGGAGUUUCAUCAGAAGCUGAGCCAUCAACAAAGAAGCAGAAGAAAGAAGCUGCUGAAACGAGAAAGGGUUCUAGCGAGGAGGAAGCUGUAUUGGACAAAGCGACUCUGACGAAUCUUGUGAGUGCUCUGCAGAAUAUUUCAGCAAAAUUUGACGCUUACGAUUUUGACCGGAACCGGCCAGUGAUGGACGAGAAGACCCUAGAUAACGUGGUGAAAGCUGUAGUGCAGCAGAGUCUGAAAGUUUUGGGGGAAAGGAAAAUUCCCGACAACGAUGCUAAACUCUCCUCCGCCGGCGUAGAAAAAUCUUUAUCGGUGACAUCAUCACCUCGUAGGAGGUCGCCACCGGAAAAGUCGGACAAAAGUCCAGUGGUAGAACCGCAGGCCCAGGAGGAGAAGUCUGUAAAAACUCCAGUGACAGAACCGCGGCAGCAGAAAAAGCCUGUCAAAAGUCCAGAGCCGCCGCAGCAGAAAGAGAAGGCUGUCAAAAGUCCGGUGCCGCCGCAGCGGAAGGAGAAGGCUGUCAAAAGUCCGGUGCCGGCGCAGCAGAAACAGCAGAAGUCAGUCAAAAGUCCAGCGUUAGCUGAGACCCCUGCAAAGAAGAAUUCGGAGCUUGAGAAGGAUACAGUGGUGAGAAGGAUUUUGGGUGAUGAUUUUAAUGAAAUUGAUUUCAUCAGUGUUUCUCCUGCAAAGAUUACUAAGGAUGCUAAGGAUGGUAAGGAUGCCAACGUUCCAGCCUAUGGACGCGGCUUACGGGGCAAGGCCAAGCGUACUGUUACUGUAAAGGAUGAGGCUAUCGAGGAUAAGAAAAAAGCACAGCGGGCAGAGGCUGCGUUGAAGAGGAAGGAGAAGCAAGAGGCUAAGAAAAAAGAGAACGAGGAGAAGAAACAGAAGAGAAAAGCGGCUGAGUUACAAAAGAAACAAGAGGCUGGGUUACAGAAGAAAAAGAAGGAAGACGAGGCUGAGUUACCGAAAAAAAAGAAGGAAAAAGAGGCUGAGUUACCGAAGAAGAAGAAAGAAGAAGAGGCUGAGUUACAGCGGUCUGAGGAAUGUGUUGUGACCAACGACGAAGUUCUUGCGGAAGAUAACGCAUUGGCGGCGGAGUCUGAUGUCGAGCCAGCUGAAUUGAUUAGAUCUUCCGUGAUAAAGGAACUUCGGGAGAAAUCAGUUAAGUUAUCUCCACAAGGGUUUUCAUUGACGAACCUUGAUUCAGCACCAGAUUUUCCGUACAUUGGAGACAAUGGACAGACGACUUGCAUGAGGAAGAACAUUACGCCUUCAUCAGUAAUAUACGACCCUUGCGCACCUGUUGAUCCGGCGCGACUGGAAAAACUGAAGCAACACAUUAAGGCAAUUCCACCCAAACCACCAGCACCUAAAGAUAAACCAGAAGAACCCUCAGCUGAUCAUGAGAGUGACUUCUACAGCAUACUCAUGCAUGAAAGACCGUGGCCUGACAAAGAAUAUGGAUGGGUGUUUGAUAAUGUAAGUCUUUAUUAAGGCUGACUUAUAUAUUCUAUAAAGGCUGACUUAUAUAUUUAAUUCAUUAUAUUACGGCUGACUUAUUAUUUUUCUUUGUCUAGCAUAUCGCUGCGUAUAUGAACGUCCUCAUACAAAGGUCCAUGCGAGAUCCCACUCCAUUCUGGUCCAAGCGGAUUGGUUUCAUAGACCCUUGGUUGUUAAGUUCUUGGGCUUCCCUCGAUUACAGGCAGUUCAGGAUGAAACCUGCUUCGUUCAAGUUCAAAGACUGUGGUUAUGAAGCGUUGGUAAACGGGAGAUUCCCCGAAGAAUUUACAACAAACUUGAAGUGGUAUGCAGAUGUGGAUCACGUGUACGGAUGUCUUCAAACCGGCGGUAAUCACUGGGUGGCGUUUCACGUGGAUCUGAUCAAGGAGAAGAUAGAUUGCUACGAUCCAAUCUAUGGAGAGUCAACACCCGAAAGUGAGCAAAAAAUGCUAAAUGCUUUUAGACCUCUACUGGAGAUGCUUCCCUGGAUGUUGAAUGAGCUUAUUCCUGCCGAUCUCCGAAAGCAUUCUAGGAAGAGGUUCGCAUUCAGACGGAGGAGCAAAAGAUACAUUCCACAAAACAACAUGUCAGGUGAUUGUGGGGUUUAUUCGUUGAAGUUUGUGGAGUGUCUAGCGCUUGGUGUAACUUUUGAUGGCAUAAACGAUAGUAAUAUUCAAGGGUUACGGGUGAAGAUGGCAGCAGAUAUCCUCGAGGAAGGAGGAAAUGUUGGAAUGAACAAUUUGUUUUCAUAAUGAAACUGUGUUUGUUUGUGAACCUGUGUUUGUUGUUAUGUUAACUAUUUGACUUUGGAUAACUGCUGUAAUAACUCAGUCGUAUCGAUUAGUAAUACUCAGCCAGUACUCAUUGAUAACUCAGUCAUACCUCAAACAUACCCUAGAAUCAAAAUAAUUAAUAAUUUUUCAUUCGAAUGUUAUAUAUAAAGUCCAAUUAUCAAAAUAAUUAAUAAUAACUCAAUGUGUGAGCAUGAUCUUUGUUGACUAUACGAGUUUGGAAUCGAUUAUAAUCUUGAGGUAUAUGUUGUCUCUUACGAGUACCUAAAACUCUAGGCAGUGAUAUGAGGUGUGAGCAUGAUUCAAAACACGUAAACUGUUAUUGUGUUAUUUAUUAUGAAUUUGUGAUAUUUAUCAUAUCUUGUGGUUCGUACAUCAUAAAUCAUAACCCUAAACAAUCUUAUUCGGAACCCAAACCCUAAAUAACUAAACCCUAUACCCUAAACGGCAAACAACAAAUCAGCCGUAAAGGUCUUAAUAACUCAGCCUGUUAGUGUAAGUUAAUAUUUACAUAUGGCGCGAAAAUUUUAGAUAUUUUAUCUCGCGACCUUUAAUGUUCUAUACUUCCCCUAUAUAUAGCCCCCUUCUCUUGCACCUUCUCGCCUUAUCUCACUAGAAAACCUAAACAAUAUCUCUAUAUCGCCUUACAAAGUUAUGAUUGUUCCUGGUUAUUCAGAAAGGUUAGAGAACAGAGUCAAUGAGAUACUAAACUCUGAAAAUCGUGAAAACCUUCCCGUUCUAUACCCUGGCCCGGGUGUCUUGCUUGACAGCGUAAUCUGGUUUAAAUUUCUAAGCGAUCUCUCCCUGGCCAUCCCGUCGAUUUUAGCAGAAGGAUGGGUUCAUGAUUGGCCGACAUGGCGCGCCAUUCCCGAUCAUUUUAAGGAACGCUGGUUUCUUCAACUCGCUCGCAAACGCACGUGGGCACGAAGAUAUAAUUUUCAAGUUUGGACAAAUUUUAAUCUGGUGGCCAGAACGGUGUUUCGUUGUCAGAUGCGCCUCUUGAAGAGGAGGUGGGCACAUGGGGGUGAGAAGCCUGCGUGGAUGCUAACUAGAGUUUGGCGUGAUCUUGUCCACAUGUUUGAAGAAUUUGGUCCUGAUAAUUUUGGUUUUAGAAAUUGAUUUGUUGUUUUUGUUUGUAUUCAGCCGUCAAGUUUUUGUAAAGUUGUUUAACUCAGCCGUUAAGUUUCUAUAAAGUUGUUUAACUCAGCCAUUAAGUUUCUAUUAAGUUGUUUAACUCAGCCGUUUAGUUUCUAUAAAGUUGUUUAACUCAGCCGUUAAGGUUUUAUAAAGUUGUUUAACUCAGCCGGAAUUGUUUGCGUCAAACGUCAGUGUUUCAGUUAAGUAACUCAGCCGUAAUACGAAUUAAGAUACUAAUAACUCAGCCUUAUAUUGUAAAAAUACAAAGCCAUAGUUAACGCUAUUUUCAAUGUAUUAUUAUGGCCGCCAUUACUUAAUCGAGACCAGUAUUAGAGUCCUUUAUUCUCUUAUUAUUAUACGUGCGAGAAAUUCCAUCGUCAUUGAGAAUAUCGAGACUCAUUAUUAUGGCCGUCAUUACAUUAUCGAGACUACUAUUAUUAGAGACCUUUAUUCUCUUAUUAUUAUGUGCAUGAGAAAUUUCGUUUGCAUUGAGAAUAUCGAGACUCAUUAUUAUACGGCUGGCACGCAUGUAUCGGAUUAUUUACAUAAUCGAGGUAUUGUUAUUUUUAAUGUAACUCAGUCAAUACGUCUACGUUAACUCAGCCAAAAUAUAGACGCUAACACAGCCGUAAUACGAAUUCAACUUAAGUGUUUGAUAAAAUAAUAAAGAACCUUUCGUAUUUCUUGAUUUGAUUGAGUAUUCGUCAUAAUUAAAGUGCAUCACGUGUGUGGAAAAAUACGGCUCAAACCUAAUAUCGAGGCAUUUAAUAGUUUAUUAAUUUAAAUUAUUCCUCUUUAUUUGAAUUUUUUUAAAAAAAUGAUUUUAUAUUACUACCACUAUUGUUUUAACUUUGUCUUUCACACCAAUUUCUCUUUCAUUCAAAGAAAAUGUCUUCUUCAUCAUCUGUGUCUGGUAACACUUACUUUCACCGCCGGCAUGUGGAAAGAGGAACGCCGAAACAGUGUUGGUGUGGUGAACCCGCUGAAUUAUGUACAUCUGCAUCACGGGCUAAUCCAGGAAGACUGUACUAUUGCUGUCGCAAAGGAUAUAUUAAGGUUUGAUUUUUAAUUUUAUUCAUUAUACUGUCAAUGUGAUACUAAGAGCUGGGCAUGUUGGUGAAAUCAGAGACAUUUAUUCAAAUGGGCGGACGAGUGCUUGGUGGAAGAGGUAGAAGAUAUGAAAUCGGUGAUGAGUGACAUGACCAAAGGCAUAUCAGAUCUGAGAGUAGACGUUGGUCGGUUGGAGAAAGAACUCGGUAAAGCGGAAAAGAUGAAGUGUUUGAUGUUUCCAGUGGUGGUUUGUGGGUUUGGUAUGGCCAUAUUUUGGCACUAUUUCUUUGCGUAGUCAUGUGUUGUAAUCAUAAUUUAGACGCAAUGUUUUUAGUAACUCAGCUAUUACGUUCAAUGCAACUCAGCCAGUACGUUAAUUAAUUCAUAAUCAAACAAUAACCCAGCCAUAAUACGAGUAUUCGUCAGUCAUAACGUUUUAAUAACUCAGUUAUAACGUUCACUGCAAUUCAGCCGUUACGUUAAUUAAGUCACUAUCAAACAAUAACCCAGCCAUAAUAUGAGUAUUCGUCAGUCAUAAUGUUUUAAUAACUCAGUUAUAACGUUCACUGCAUCUCAGCCGUUACGUUAAUUAAGUCAUAAUCAAACAAUAACCCAGCCAUUAUAUGAGUAUUCGUCAGUCAUAAUAAGAUAGUAACUCAGCUAUAACGUUCAGUGGAAGUCAGUCAUAAUCAAACAAUAACAUAAACAAUAACUCAACCAUAAUAUGAAUAUUAGUCAGCCAUAAAAAGAGACAUACAUAAAUUUCUGGUUCGACAUACAUAAGUUUAGGUUCAAAAUCACUCUUCCCUUUCCGGACAUACACACAUUAGUGGAGUAGUUUUCCCAUCUCCAACCACAUUGAACACAAAUAAGUCUCCUAUGGCGCAUCUGUUAGCACGACAGAACUUUCUCCAGCCUCUUCUGAUGUAAUACAUGCCGUCUGCUUCGCUAAAUCGCAAACUCACAGUCCAUGAAUUUCCCUCUUUGUUGACAAGUAUUAUCUCUUGGCAUUGUUUGUUCAAAGCAGUACAAGUCGUAGCUCCCUCAGGAAGAUACUGCAAACACAGAACGUAAAGACACAGAACAGAUCAAACCAUAUGUUAAUAACUAACUAAAUACUGCAAACACAGAACGUAAAGACACUGAACAGAUCAAACCAUAUGUUAAUAACUAACUAAAUAUGGUCUAUAACUGAAAAUCGACUCACAAGUUUGUCUUCUUUUAGAUUCGAAGCAGUGACCUCAGCCUGAAAACAAUAGUCAAAUGAGAAAGAAGGAGCAUCAUCCGCAUCGGCUUCUUCCUUGAUGAUGUGAGGAUGUGUAUACUGAAUCUCACAACAGCUAGGACCAAAUGGUGUGACAUGAAACACCAUAUCUCCUUCGUGUUUGAAGAUGACAAUGUCACCGAUUUGAAGGUCAUGUGCUGUGGUGAAAUCUUUCCAACCUCCGGUGAGUCUCCUGCCUUCUUGUAUCACUUCCCAAGUUUGAUCUGUAGCGUCCGAUCUUAGUUUCCAUGUUUUCCGGUUUGUCUUCCCUUCUAUGUGCUGUGAGAAGAAGCCAAGUGGUAUUGUCUGCAGGUCAGAAAAGCCAAAGUUAAGCAAACUCUAAAAUAGGAACAUAUACACAUGAGAAAUAGAGAGUGUGUGUCUACCACGCCACUGUGGAAAUCGGGAAGCAGAGGCUUCAAGAAAUGAGGUUUGUGCGAAUUAGGCAUCUGCAAACAAGAAAAGAAUGGGAAGAAAACAUCAUCGAACCUAAGCUGAAUCCACAAAUCUGCAAAAGAGAGGCUUCGGUUUUACCUUCGUAUCGAGACGCUUCGAAAUCGCCUGUCGUCGAGAGCUUUUCUUUUUUUUUCGCGUUGGGACGAAAAUGAUUUCUUUUUUUUUUUCCUUGUGUAAAGUAAAUAAUGCCGGAAAAUAUAACUCAGCCGUAACAUUGUUAAUAAUUAAUAAUGCCGAAGAAUAAAACUCAGAAGUAACAUUGUUAAUAAUUAAUAAUACCGAAAACUAAACCUCAGUCGUAAAAUUGUUAAUAUUUAAUGAUGUCGAAAAAUAAAAGUUGGCCAAAAGAGUCAUACAUAAUUUAACUCAGUGUCGAGUUAUGUCCUGACACGCAUGUCCGAGUAAUUUACGAUAUCGAGGUCUUUAUAUGUUUAUUUUAUUUGGACACGCGUGAUCUUUAUAUUUAAUAUGAUUUCCCUAUUAUAUUUCCAAUAUUUACAAGUAAAAGAUAAAGGAAAAACCAGAGUCGACUUCUAAAACCUAAAGUAAGUCUCUUUCGUCCAAAAUCGAUUUUGAAUUAUUUUUUGUAUUUUGGCCUUGUUCGAUUUUGCAUUAUUUUUUGUGUGCUAUGAUGUAUAAAUUAGAUGGAUCUACAGCGUGGAAUUCCAAGGACGUGCGACUGUGGAGCUGCUACCAUUGUGUUAACGUCAGGUACAAUAAAGAAUCCGGGUAGAAGAUUUUAUCGAUGUGGAGCAAAUUCGGGUCAAAACCAUGUUUUCAAAUGGCUUGAUGAAGCACAUGAUGAAGAGUUUGUAGUUGUGGCAAACAAACUCGCGACGAUAGAGCAGGAUUUGGCCGCUAUAAAAGCAGAAUUAGAUGAUAUGAAGAAAGACAUAACUGAGAUCAUAAAAAUUAUUGAAUGUCUUAGGAUGAAGUCUUAAAUGUAUUAGUUGCUACUACUACUUCUUUGUUUACUCAGAUUCUGUACUCAUAAGUCAGUCUAUGUUUAUGUAACUCGGAUUUAACUCAGCCGUUGUUAAUUUCUUCCGAAACAACAACUCAGCCGUAACAUGUAAUAAUAUCAGUCUUAACGUUUAGGUGAACAAUCAAAAAACAGUCAUAAGAUGAAUAAAUGAGAAUAACUCAGCCGUAAGAUGAAAAUAACUCAGCCGUAAGAUGAAAAUAAGUCAGCCAUAAGAUGAAAAUAACUCAGCCAUAAGA
This is a messenger RNA of Brassica rapa (field mustard), 7470 nucleotides long. RefSeq names its product muscle M-line assembly protein unc-89-like. The record is from RefSeq and is a predicted model, not a curated record. NCBI's taxonomy places the organism in Eukaryota, Viridiplantae, Streptophyta, Magnoliopsida, Brassicales, Brassicaceae.